CGCAGCCGGAAGUCCCCGCUGGCGGCGGCCUCCGCUUCCCGCCGCGGCGGGCACGUGAGGGUGCCGCUCCCAAGAUGGCGGACAACCUGCCGGCAGAGUUUGACGUGGUGGUGGUGGGCACCGGUUUGCCUGAGUCUAUUAUUGCAGCAGCAUGUGCCAGAAGUGGCCAGAGAGUUCUUCAUGUUGAUUCGAGAAAUUACUAUGGUGGAAACUGGGCCAGUUUUAGCUUUUCAGGAUUAUUGUCCUGGAUUAAAGAAAAUCAGGAAAAGUCAGAUAUCAGUGAGGAAUGUGAAGACUGGAGAAAACUGAUCCUUGAGAAUGAAGAAGUUAUCUCUCUUAACAAGAAGGAUAAAACUAUUGAACAUGUAGAAGCUUUCUGUUUUGGCGAUCAGGAUUCAGCCAAAGAUGUUGAAGAAGCCGGUGCAUUGCCAAAGCUGCCUGUAUUUGGAGCCUCUGGUGCUGAGGGGGUUGCUCAGGACCCAAACAAAGAGCGCCCACCACUGGAGAGUGCCGUAGCAAGGGCUGAGAGCUGGGAACCAGAAAAGGCUGCAAGUGUGGAUCCUGCAAGUACAGCGGAAGGGAAUGAUACAGAAGUAAACUGUGAGAAUGAAAGUUCUCAUAGUCUGUCUUCAGGCGAGUCCGCUCCGGAUUUGGGAAAAGCUGAAGCUGCACCAUCAGAAGUUUCUGUCCAAGAACCAAAGAAAAUUAUGUAUUCCCAAAUUGUUAGGGAAGGCAGAAGGUUUAAUAUUGAUUUAGUUUCCAAGCUGCUUUACUCCCGAGGUCUGUUAAUUGACCUUCUGAUUAAGUCGAACGUUAGCAGAUAUGCAGAGUUUAAAAAUGCUACAAGAAUUCUUGCUUUUCGAGAAGGAAAAGUAGAACAGGUACCCUGUUCUAGAGCAGAUGUCUUCAACAGCAGACAGCUCACUAUGGUGGAAAAGCGAAUGCUAAUGAAAUUUUUGACAUUUUGUUUGGACUAUGAACAACACCCUGAUGAAUUUCAAGACUACAAGAACAGUACGUUUGCUCAGUUCUUAAGAACACGGAAAGUUAACACCUAGCUUGCAGCACUUCAUUCUUCAUUCAUUGCAAUGGUUUCGGAGACUGAUUGCAGCACUGAAGGUCUUCAGGCAACAAGAAAAUUUCUUCAGUGCCUUGGCCGCUAUGGCAAUACACCAUUUUUGUUUCCUCUAUAUGGUCAAGGCGAGAUUCCACAGUGCUUUUGCAGGAUGUGUGCAGUAUUUGGUGGUAUCUAUUGUCUUCGCCAUUCUGUGCAGUGCCUUGUAGUGGACAAAGAAUCUGGACGAUGCAAAGCAAUUAUUGAUCAUUUUGGACAAAGAAUAAGUGCCAACUAUUUUAUUGUGGAAGACAGUUACCUUUCAGAGAGCGUAUGCAGAAAUGUGUGUUACAGGCAGAUCUCCAGAGCAGUGCUCAUUACAGAUCAAUCUGUACUAAAGACAGAUUCAGAGCAGCAGGUUUCCAUUUUGACAGUGCCUCCAGUGGAUCUAGGACAACCAGCGGUCUGUGUCAUUGAGUUGUGUUCCUCAACUAUGACAUGCAUGAAGGACACUUAUUUAGUCCAUUUAACGUGUCCAUCAAGUAAAACUGCUAGGGAAGAUUUAGAGCCUGUUGUACAGAAGUUAUUCCAUCUAAAUACUGAAAUAGGAAAAGAGACUGAAAAUGAAGAAUUGGAAAAACCCAGAGUCCUCUGGGCAGUAUACUUCAACAUGAGAGAUUCUUCAGGAAUCGACAGAAAUUCAUACAGCAGCUUACCCUCAAAUGUGUAUGUCUGUUCUGGCCCAGACUCUGCUUUAGGAAAUGACUGUGCUGUCAAACAGGCUGAAACUAUUUUCCAAGAAAUGUUUCCUACAGAGGAAUUUUGCCCACCACCGCCAAAUCCAGAAGAUAUUAUUUAUGAUGAAGAUGAGAUUGCAUCAGAAGAGUCUGGACUCAGUAAUUCACCAGAGACAAAACCUGAACCCUCCCCUGAGGAAAGCAGUAGCAGAGGUAGUUCUGCUGUUAAAGAACAUAGUGAAGAAUGAAUUAGCUCUCUUCUCUUUGUAGACAAGGCAGUUGAAAGAAAUGAAAAUUUUAGAGAGGAAGGAUAAGAAAAAGAGGUUUAAAAAGCCCAUAACUACUAUUUGUGAUUGCCUUAUUUCCUUAGCUUGAAUAAUGUUUCUUAUUCAAAUAGUUUCAUUCAUAGCUAAGAUAUUUCUAAAUAAAGUCAUAGGUCCACCAGAUCCAGGGGUAUUUAAAGCUUAAAAAAAAUAAAUAAAUAUAUAGAACAAAACAUUUGAAUUUAAAAUGUUAAAAUUGACUCAUUUGUGAGAGAGUUUGGUUUUGGUUUACAUCUUGGAAAGACAUCUUUUAAACAGGCAAGUCAAAACUGAUGUAAAUAACAUGCAAUUUUGCUUACCAGUCAGAAGACCAUCAUCUGUUUCAAAGUAUGACAUUUCUACUGAAAGUCACUGUGUCUAUGCUAAAAACAGUUGUAUGUACACUUCAUCAUCUGUCCUUCAGAGUGCUUUUUAGGAAUGUAACCUAAAGGCAAUAGUAUUAACAGCUCUGGGAUGGCUUUAGAAUACAAAAGACAUCAUUUAAUUUGUAUCGUGAAAAAAAUCUUGUAUGGUUUUGAAGCUGAUGCCAUAAUUUAGAAGGAAGUAUCCAAUGGGUGUUCUUCACAGGAAACUGUUUUACAUUCAGAAUGUUUUAUGGUUUUGUUUUUUUUUUUAAUAAGAUUUAACAGUUGUGUGAUCAGACAUUUUUUUACCAGUGACUUAGUUUACUGUAGUCAGGAAAAUAGCACAGUUUAAGCUUAAUGCUAGACUUCCUAACAAAACCAAAAAUCAUAUACUAAACAUAACUGUUGUCACAUUUCUUUGGAUUUUUUGCAGCUUUGGACCUCUAAUAAGCCAAUAAUUAUUUUUUUUGCAAGUAUGGUAUCUGAGAAGUUUAGAUGAUGUUUGAGGUUUUCCAUGCUGAGAAGAAGGUUCAAUUUAGAAUUCGAAGGUUUAUAUUGAUCCCAGUUAAUAGGAUUAAAACUAGUGCGAUAGGUGUACAUGAUGCGUUUUGUAAUGGUAAUCAUAAAACAUUUAUACAGUAAAAUUUAUUGAACUAUUUAUAAGUUUAGUUUGUAUGAAGAAUUACAAAAUGAGAACGCUGUUGUAAAUGACCAGGAUAGACUUGCAUUUCUUCUGAACAAUUCUUCAAAUCAGAUGAUGAAAAGUAUUUAGCAUUUACUUUAGGAUUUACCUUAAAAUGUACACCCAACAUAUCAACAGUGUGUCUAAAUAUAUAGAUCAGUGAAUUUUGAUGAGCUUUAAACUUGUAUGUGAACUUAGUUACAGUUCUAGCAGUACUUAAAUACUGUGUGUAAAUAAAAAUGCCAUAAAAUUAUGAAUAUUCAGCACUGUCUGGACUUGACACAAAAACUUCUGUACAGUUUUGCAGUGCAUGUUCCUGCCUUUAAAAUGGCUUUGUGCCAUAAAGGUUAAUUUAUUUAUUUUUUUACAGCAUGACCGAUACGGUUAACUUCAUUUUGUCUUGCAUCAUAAUACAUUGUCCAGUUUGCAAUUCAGAAAUGAAUUUAUUGGUGCUUACAUUCUUUGUCUGUUGGAUAGGCACCAUUGUGUGUAUAAUCUCAAAGUCCUUAGAAAAAUGUCGUUGAAAUGUUUCCAAUAUUAAACAACAGUUACUCGCGGAUGCUUGUGGUUGAGCAGUUAUAUAUAUUAUGUAUUAAGCAGACUUUGUUUAGCUGUAAUUUCGUGCCUAUUGGAAAGCAUGAGUAUCUGGUAAUUGUAUUUAACCAUCUGCAAAUCUGUAAAAGAACUAAGCGGAGGACAUAGUACCUGUUCGUCUUUCAGUAAUGGGGAUCAUAGUUGAAUUUUUCAUCUUCUAUGUUUACAAGGAAAUCAUCAAUGAAAAUUAAAGGUUUGCUUGCAAGUGCA
Molecule: messenger RNA, 3944 nt
Organism: Cygnus olor (mute swan)
Lineage: Eukaryota; Metazoa; Chordata; Aves; Anseriformes; Anatidae
Gene: CHM
Product: CHM Rab escort protein
Biological process (GO): vesicle-mediated transport; protein geranylgeranylation; intracellular protein transport
Cellular component (GO): cytoplasm; nucleus; Rab-protein geranylgeranyltransferase complex
Molecular function (GO): GDP-dissociation inhibitor activity
Source: RefSeq, a predicted model, not a curated record